Molecule: messenger RNA, 1128 nt
Organism: Oppia nitens
Lineage: Eukaryota; Metazoa; Arthropoda; Arachnida; Sarcoptiformes; Oppiidae
Product: somatostatin receptor type 2-like
Exons: 1
Coding region: 1-1128 (375 amino acids)
Biological process (GO): G protein-coupled receptor signaling pathway
Cellular component (GO): membrane; neuron projection
Molecular function (GO): G protein-coupled receptor activity; peptide binding
Source: RefSeq, a predicted model, not a curated record
AUGGAUUCGGUAAAUAUGACCCACGAGUUGGCCAUUCAGGCAAAUGAGACGUUAAAAGAAUUGCUUGAGUUCGAGGACGCCAUCGAAAUGGUGAACAUGUCGUCGCCGUCGGACACGAUCUUCGCCGCCCUCGAGUUCUCCAAAAUGUUUCAUUACGUGAUGGCUGUGUUGGGUAUCAUCGGUAACCUAUUGAUAAUAGCCAUUUACAUUAAGUUUGCUCGCAUCCGAACCGUCACCAUUACCUACAUCUUUAAUAUUGCCAUCUCUGACCUGUUAUAUGUCAUAACGGUUCCAGUAUUUCUUAUAUCAAUUUGGAACAACUCGUGGCCUUUCGGUGACCUUAUGUGUCGUUUGUUGCUAUCGAAAGGAGCUGUGCAUCGGUUCGCCAGCUCGUUGUUCCUGUUGGUAGUGGUUGGAGACACCUAUCUGUCCAUUUUGAAGCCUACGCUAAGCCAUACGCUAUACAAGAAGUCAUAUAACGUCAAACUAAUAACCGUUUUCACUUGGAUUGUAUGCAUAGCUAGUGUUGUGCCCGUGUUUUAUCACGCGUCCAUAUAUCACGUGCCCAACACUGAUAUCAAUCAUUGUGACCUAUUCUGGACGGGUCCGAGUCGUGAGCACUACAUCUGGUUUACCAUUAUUUUGGCCUUUCUUUUACCAACUAUUUUGAAGUUAUUAUUAGCAAUACCCAUCAUAUACCAACUGUCGGGCAGUGGUACCGUUGAAUCCAAUGGCCAAUACUUACCAUUUGCUGAACGCAACAAACGAUCGGCACAUUUGGUACUAACCGUAACAUUGUUUCACAUAGUCUUUUGGUUACCACUUUGGGUUAGCCUAAUCAGUAUAAACCUAAUGCCGGUCACCGAACAACCCGACACGUCAUCCAUACUGUUUCAUAUGAUCAGUGGCUGCAUAGGUAUGGUUAACACUGUAAUCAAUCCCAUACUUUAUAUCAAAUUAAGUCCCGACUUCCGCAAUGGUUUGCAUGACUUAAUCACUUGCAUACCGGAGAGCCUGUUAGCCAAAGAUCCAGUAAAUAAUAGCGAAGUAAUGAACGAAAGAUCCAACAGAAAUAGUGACACCAAUAAUAUCACCAAAUUUGAGUCAGCAAUGGCUAACAUCAACUAA